AGACUUGCUAUUCGAGAAAUUGCACUUCGUACGUUAAAACCUCUCACCAUUUUGGUACCUGUUGGUUCAUCCAUGCCUGAAGCUUUGCACUGAUUUUAAAUUCGAAACGAUGAAACGAAAGCAGUUUUGACGAACGAGAGCGAGCAUAGAAUAGACAAUACGACAAAACGAGAAUUCAAAUGCGCAUAAUAGCUCAUGGUUUUGUGACGAACGCGCCGAGAAAAGAUUAAGGAGAAGUGAUUUUCAUACUGUCCAUUCCACUCACACAUCGAUUCCUCCUUAGUAGUACAAUUUACAGCAAAACAAGAUGAAGAAAUAUGAUCCAGCUUCCAAUAAACGAGGAGUUUAUAAUGUGAAGUGGCUUUAAAAAAUGAAGAAAUUUCUUCGUUUCGUUCUUGUUAUCGUCAUGCUUUCUGUGUCGAUACAAUUCGGUUAUACUCAAAACGCCGAGAAAAAUGGUACAUCUCUUGACAGAAGUGGAUUGAUAGGAGCAGUACCAACAGAGAAUGAUCUACAAUGGAAAACGACAAUUGCUUGUGAAGAUCAAAAACUUUUCAUAGAAUGCCCAAAUAUAUACAACCGGAUACAGAUACACUCUUGUUUCUUUGGACGCGAGGACGCGGUCGUGUGCAAGCAUCCGCAGCAUCCGAGCGAAAAAAAUUGCGCCGAACAAAACGUCACGGUGAAAGCUGUCGUCCUCGACCUUUGCCAAGGAGAGGCGAAAUGUGAAGUGACGGCGAGCAACGAUUUUCUCGCACAGUACGGCACUGUCAUCUGCCCAGAUGUUUACAAAUAUCUACAAGUUGAUUACAGAUGUGUUCCCAGAACUGCACUCAAUGAUGUACCUGGAUUAACAACAUACAACCAAGUGACGACAAUAACAAACGUUAUUACAACUCACUACGCCCCGUCGACUAUCGUUACCGGUGUACACAAUCGUGUCGGAGAAACCAUGGUCAGCCAUCAAGGAAUACAGACCGUAGAAGAAAGAAUUGUACCACAGACCAUCGAAGUUCAAAAAACCUACAGCGUACCUAAAAUACAGCUUCAAAACCGGAUAGUAGAACUUCAAAGUCACGUGGGAGGCUCAAAGCCCGCGAAAAUCGUAUUUGCCCCAUUGCUUUUGCCUGGAGCAACAAAGUCGCAGCUCAAGGGAACGACAGGAAACGAGAAUGAGGUAACGUAUCAUGUGAACAUGACUGGAUCACCGGAAAUAAGAAGCAACAUUCGGAAAGAGAACACGAAGAGCAAAGUUGGCAAGUCCAGAUCGCUCUUAAGGUCAAAAAACAUAUUAAAGAAAACACUGCUCGCAAAACAAAACUCUUUCAUAAAAGACAGAUACGGUAAUUUUACACGGAGCGAGUAUGAUCUACUUUCGUGAAUCCUACGCCGGGAGGAGGUUGCACGAAGUCCUAAAGGCGCUUUUCAAUGGAUAGCAAAUUUUUUUGAACGCUUUUAAAAUUCUUUAAAAGGGGAACAAGUACGAUUUUUUCUUAGCAAUCAUUAAAGUAAAGUAUUGCUUCUAAGAUUACACAUUUUCUUUAUCGCAAAGAAAAUAUAAACACAUUUUUGCAAGUUUGAGAAUUCUACUGUCCAAUGGAUAACACCAUCCAGGCUUCGUGCAAUCGGCCACAUUAUUCUAAAAGCUCGCCCUGACACUCACCGAGUGCGACACAGAAAUCGUGUUCCCACUAUUAUCAAUAGCAAACUUAUCUCUCCUUUAAUGGAAAGAUUUUUUGCUUAAAUAUUUCAAAAUCAAGCAACAAUUGAAAUACCGUUUUUGAAUAGUUACAUAUGUCGAGAAGUCCCACUCAACCCUAGAUAGCGUUAUCUAUUGGAUGGUAAAAUUCUCACACUGGUAAGAGGUGUUUAUAUUUUCCUUAGGACAAACAACUAUUUUGCAAUCUUGUAAAAGCAGCAUUUCAUUUCAGUGAUUGCUCAGUUCAAAUGCUAUACUUUUCCCUUUUCAAAUGAUUUUUCAAAUGUUCAAAAAAAAUUUGGCUAUUCAGUGGAUAGCGAUCAUUUAUGCUGUUUCUUCAUGAUCAACAAACACUUAGUCAAGUGUAGUCAACGACUGCGGGAAUCGCGCUUAAUUUUUUAUUUUUGCAAGUUUUGGUAAUUUGUACACAAGAAUAGCGGCUAUGUAAUAACUAUGAACAUAUCUUGAGCGAUAACCAAAGUCAAUGAAAUAGAGAAGAUACGUGAAAUCCGGUUUGAAUUGAAAAAAAAAAACUCAUACCCGAAAUAAAUUAAUGCAAUAAAGUAAA
Molecule: messenger RNA, 2267 nt
Organism: Xenia sp. Carnegie-2017
Lineage: Eukaryota; Metazoa; Cnidaria; Anthozoa; Malacalcyonacea; Xeniidae
Exons: 5
Coding region: 371-1381 (336 amino acids)
Molecular function (GO): carbohydrate binding
Source: RefSeq, a predicted model, not a curated record